This is a messenger RNA of Talaromyces proteolyticus, 1834 nucleotides long. RefSeq lists its product as uncharacterized. Gene Ontology annotation, molecular function: NAD+ binding; oxidoreductase activity, acting on the CH-OH group of donors, NAD or NADP as acceptor. The transcript is spliced from 3 exons. The record is from RefSeq and is a predicted model, not a curated record. NCBI's taxonomy places the organism in Eukaryota, Fungi, Ascomycota, Eurotiomycetes, Eurotiales, Trichocomaceae. Bases 1 to 1821 code for a protein of 606 amino acids. Gene Ontology annotation, biological process: fatty acid metabolic process.
AUGCAUCCAACUUGGCAGCCUCCCAAAGAAUACCGCAAGCGGCCUGUUGCUGUGCUUGGUGCUGGUGUGCUCGGCCGUCGUAUUGGUUGCAUUUGGGCUUCCGCCGGUUACGAUGUAAAGAUUCGUGACCCCAGCCCUCAACAACGCAUUGAGUGCAUCGCCUACAUUGAGAAGAACGUCGCCUCCUACGCCGAGAAGACGGGGCAGAAUCCUGGAAAAUCUGAAGCCGUUGAAAAUUUGGCAGAUGCCGUUUCCAAUGCAUGGCUCGUCAUCGAAGCUGUCCCGGAGAAGAUCCAGCUGAAAAUUGACACCCUAGCGGAACUUGAAACCCUCGCUCCUGCUGACUCUAUAUUGGCCUCAAACUCCUCCUCAUACAAGUCAUCUGAAAUGUUGGCCAAGGUCUCUGACGCAACAAGGACUCGUAUUCUGAAUAUGCACUACUACAUGCCUCCUCAGUGUAUGGUUGUUGAGCUUAUGACGGACGGCUUUACUACGCAGGAGGUUUUCCCCUUUAUGGUUCAAUGUUCGAAGGAGGCAGCCACCCUGCCAUAUGUCGCCAGAAAGGAGUCGACAGGCUUCAUCUUUAAUCGUCUCUGGGCCGCCGUGAAGCGUGAGGCUUUGACCAUACUCGCUGAAGAGGUGUCUACUCCUGAGGAGAUUGACUCCAUGUGGACGGAGAUGUUCAUCAAGGGAAACGUUGCCCCUUGUAAAAUGAUGGACAAUGUUGGCCUUGAUACCGUUGCUUUCAUUGAAACCCACUAUGUUGAUGAGCGUGGCCUUUCUCCUGAGAAGACCGUUGACUACUUGAAGAAGAACUACCUCGACCUUGGCAAGUUGGGUACCAAGUGCGAUAAAGGCGGUCUCUACCCUCCCGUUGAGGCCAAGCCCGCCAACACCAACGAACGUAAGAUCUUGGCUUUGGAUCUCGGUCUCUCCGCCGCCGUGCCAAGUACAACAGGAGGCAAAAUCCUGGAGCUUUCUUUGGAUGGAAAGGUCCAGGGCGUCCUCGUUCGCGACCAGGCCAUGCCUGAUGGUCUAGCUGUUGACCCCGAGAGCAAGCGCAUGUUUUGGACAAAUAUGGGCAUUCCUGGCAAGGAUGACGGGGCUGUCUACUCCGCGAACUUUGACGGCACGGAUAUAGAGACCGUUGUCGCUCCUGGUGCCACCAACACACCUAAGCAGUUAACUCUUGAUCAGACCGCUGGAAAAGUCUACUUCUGUGACCGUGAAGGCCUCCGUGUCUUCCGCUGCAACUUCGAUGGCAGCGACCUUGAAGUCUUAAUCCAAACUGGCAACUACCAGGAUCCCGAGGAUGGCGAGGAUGGCUCAAAGUGGUGCGUUGGUAUUGCUGUAGCUCCUACCCUAGGCAAGUUCUUCUGGUCUCAGAAGGGACCUUCUAAAGGUGGGAAAGGUCGUAUUUUCUCCGCAAAUAUCAAGACUCCUGAGGGCCAGACUGCCACUUCCAGAUGUGAUAUCCAGUGUCUUCUCAAUAGCCUUCCGGAGCCUGUCGAUCUUGAGGUUGAUGAGGCCUCUCACACCCUCUACUGGACUGACCGUGGUGAAAUUCCUUUCGGUAACUCUUUGAACAGAAUCCGUCUUGAUAGUAAUGGCCUGCCUAUUCCUACUGAUGCCCCACUCGGCUAUGAAGUUCUCACUAGACACUUUAAAGAGGCUAUUGGCUUACGCCUGGACCUUGAACACGGUCACAUCUACUUGACUGAUCUCAUGGGCAACGUCUACCGCACCAAUGCGGAUGGCAAACAGAAGGAGAAAAUUCACUCAGAUGAUAACCGUGCUUUCACUGGCAUCACCUUGAGGUAAGAUAAUGGUAUCG